ACUAAUCCCAAAAAUCAAUUACUUUUUCAUCCACCAACCCAACAAAUCAAUCAAAUGCAAGCAUUUCUAUCUCUCUCUUUCUGAACUGUGUACACUUUUUUGAAACCAAUAAAGCCAAACACCCACCUCAACUCAACACUCCACACUACUACUCACUCUCUUUUUCCCAGUUCUUAUCGUAACCAGAAAAAUGGCUCUGAACUCACCAUUUCUUACCCUCACAAUAGUAGCACUCUACAUCACAACACUUUCUCUUCUUCCAUCUUCAACCUCCACUCGUACUUCACCAUCAUCAUCACAAACUCCUUCUCAGUUCUCUACCACUCUUCUUAACAUCUCUUCUUCCCUCCACCAAACCCACCAAGUCCGCACCUUUAACCCUCAAACACUUGAAUCUUUUCACCAACAAGAAAUCCAACACACACCCACUUCAUCUUCUCCUUCUUUCUUCUCUGUUCAGUUACACCCAAGAGACUCUCUCCACAAUGCAAACCACCAAGACUACAAAACCCUGGUCCUGGCCCGACUCGCCCGUGACUCAGCCCGAGUCAACUCGCUCACCACAAAGCUCCAACUCGCCCUCAACGACGUUAAAAAGUCGGAUCUCCAUCCGACCCAAACGGACCUGCUCCGACCCGAAGAUCUCUCCACGCCGGUUUCCUCCGGCACCGGCCAAGGCAGCGGCGAGUACUUCUCUCGGGUCGGCGUGGGUCGACCCGCGAAGCCACUCUACAUGGUUCUCGACACCGGAAGCGACGUGAACUGGAUCCAGUGCAAGCCAUGCUCCGAUUGCUACCAACAAUCCGACCCGAUUUUCGACCCGACUACAUCCUCCUCGUUCUACCCGUUAACCUGCGACGCGCAACAGUGCCAGGCGCUUGAAACCUCGGCGUGCCGUAACGGAAAGUGUCUCUAUCAGGUUUCUUACGGUGAUGGGUCGUUCACGGUUGGUGAAUACGUAACCGAAACGGUGUCGUUUGGUGAUUCCGGGUCAGUGAAUCGGGUCGCUAUCGGUUGUGGCCACGAUAACGAGGGUUUGUUCGUUGGCGCCGCUGGGUUACUCGGUCUCGGUGGUGGGGCCCUCUCAUUAACCUCGCAGAUCAAAGCGUCGUCGUUUUCGUACUGUUUGGUUGACCGUGACUCGGGAAAAUCGUCGACGCUCGAGUUCAACUCGCCCCGACCCGGCGACUCGGUCACCGCGACGCUGCUGAAGAACCAGAAGCUCGACACGUUUUACUACGUGGAGCUCACCGGCGUGAGCGUCGGCGGCGAUAUGGUGUCCGUUCCGCCGGAGACAUUCGCGGUUGGCAGCUCCGGCUCCGGCGGAAUCAUCGUGGACUCUGGCACGGCCAUAACUCGGUUGCGGACUCAGGCUUAUAACUCGGUUCGCGACGCGUUUAGGAGUCUGACUCAGAAUCUGCGUUCCGCAGAGAGCGUUGCGCUUUUCGACACGUGCUACGACUUGUCGUCUCUGCAGUCCGUGCGUGUGCCAACGGUGUCGUUUCACUUUAGUGGCGGGAACACGUGGAAUUUGCCGGCGAAGAAUUACUUGAUUCCGGUGGAUUCCGCCGGAACUUUCUGCUUCGCGUUUGCGCCGUCGUCGUCGGAGUUGUCAAUCAUAGGGAAUGUGCAGCAACAGGGGACACGUGUCAGCUUUGAUAUGGCAAACUCUUUAGUUGGAUUCUCACCCAACAAAUGCUAGAUAUGUAAUUUACAUAUUUAACCCCACUCUUAUAUAUUAUUAUUAUUAUAAUAAUUUAUAAGGUUUGGUAAAAAAGAAAAAAAAAAUUAAAUAUAGUAUAAGUUUUUUAGAUUUGUAUGGUUAUGGGAAUUUAGGGAAAAGAGAAAAGGAAAAGGGAAAGGUAAAGGAAAAGGCUAUGCCUUGGAGCAUUCAUUGAAUUGCUUGGGUGAUGAAAAGGGUCCCACCCAAAUAAAUUUGGGGAAGGUUUUGCCUUUGGACUGUGUGGGGUUCUCAUAAAUGAGUACUGUUUGGUUAUUUUUUUCUGUUGAAAAAUGGUUUAUAAUUGUACACUCAAUGGCAUGGCUUGCAAAUUUGUUGAAGCUUUGGGACCAUUUUAGUUACUAAGAUUGAAGUUACAGUUCUUGGUAUUAUUAUACUUUUGUAGUUUGUUGUGGACUUGUGGUAUUUUAUAGGCUUUGCAUGUAGGCCAUCUGGCAAACAAUACGACAAUAUGAUAUGAGAGUAAUUUU
This is a messenger RNA of Gastrolobium bilobum, 2211 nucleotides long. RefSeq names its product protein ASPARTIC PROTEASE IN GUARD CELL 1. Bases 191 to 1702 code for a protein of 503 amino acids. The record is from RefSeq and is a predicted model, not a curated record. Gene Ontology annotation, biological process: proteolysis. Gene Ontology annotation, molecular function: aspartic-type endopeptidase activity. The transcript has a single exon. NCBI's taxonomy places the organism in Eukaryota, Viridiplantae, Streptophyta, Magnoliopsida, Fabales, Fabaceae.